Messenger RNA from Chara braunii, 2646 nucleotides. Lineage: Eukaryota; Viridiplantae; Streptophyta; Charophyceae; Charales; Characeae. The record is from the annotation of a GenBank genome assembly.
CGGGAGUUGGUCUCAAAACGCGACGAGCUGGGCUUCGAGCUUUGGUGCUAUGUGCUUCGUCUUUCGUGUGUUGGUGCUACAUGCUUCGUGAUCUGACCUACGUGCUACGUGAGCUGGUGUGCUACGGGUGCUACGUGCUUCGUGCUUGCUACCUGGUUCGUUCUUCUCCAUCUCUCCCUCUCUCUCUCUCUCUCUCUGUGCUACCGGUGCUGCGUGGUUCGUUCUUUGGUGAUACGUGCCGUGCUAGCCAGUGCUUGCUCGGUGGUUCGUUCUUUGGUGCUACGUGCUUCGUGCUACGUGGAUCAUUCUUUGGUGCUACGUGCUUCAUGCGUGCUACGCGGUUCGUUCUUCUCCAUGUCUCUCUCUCUGUGCUACCGGUGCUACGUGAUUCAUGAGCUGUGUGCUACGUGCUUUGUGAGCUUGGUGCAACGUGAAUCCUCCUGCGUGCUACGUGAACUUCGUGCUUCGCUGCUACGUGCUUCGUGCUCUGACCUACGUGCCACAUUGCACGUCGAAGUGCUACGUCCUACGUGCAUCGUUGCUGGCAGCGUAAAUCUGAGCUUGGUGCCACUUGAUUACUGAGGUUGGUGCCUACCUGAUUCGUCAGGUUGGUGCUACGUGCUCCCUGAGGUUGGUGAUACAUGAAUUGACCUGCGUGCUACUCGUGGCUUAGUGCAACGUGUGCUUGAGGCAUUGUCUACUUUUGUGCAACGUGGAGGGCUGGGGUAAAUCAUGGUCGAAGGCUUGCGCAUUGUUGGUUGAUUGUUGUCGACUGGAGGCUUCGUUGGCAUGGCUGAUUCAAGGGGGAAGAGCGUGAACUGUGGAAAGAAAUGUCGAUGGCUUGAAAUACCUGUUGCGGGUCGACAGCGAGAGGAGAAUGUUGAGCAGGAAGAACUUGAGGAGGAGGGAGACGAACUUUGGCUGGUGGACGAGACGGACAAAGGAGAAGGCCCAAGAAAAAGGGCUCGAGAGGAAGGCAACAAGAUGCCAUCGUCUGUGACAUCAUCUUUAAGCGAGACAGCUCAGCCAUGGAUGACACGAAGAGUUAGUAGAAAGGUUGGCGGCAUGGCAGAGGCACUCUCCAUCGCCAGCAGUCUCGGCUUUCGCAUCCCGGACACAGCCACUGGUGGAGCAGAACAGGGCGGUUCGGGCAAAGGGACUUCACCUGGACGAGACAGUCCAAACGAUCAGCCUCUCAUUCGCCUCCUUACACAGUUAACUGUCAUCCAGCGGGCUUUAACAAACUUACAAUUUGAACUCGAGGGUCGUCGGGAUGAUGAACGCAUUGCCCAUUUGACGAGCACAGAGGAGCUGGAGAAGAAAGCCAAGGCCCUAGCAAAGAGCACUGCCACUCUGAAAGCAAUCAUUCAGAAUAAGGAUCGAAUAAUUGCUCGCUUGCAGCAACCCUUCUCAGCAGAUAGCCUGCCAGUGGAGACCGCAUACCAGAAGGACUUUUAUGAACUCCUUAUGCGUGCAGCCUCUGAUUGCCAGUACUUAAGGGCAGCCAUUGAAGAUGUGCAGUGGGCACAGAACUACAACGAGCCACCAUCUUCAUACUCGGAUCUGCUUCGGCCCAUUCCAGCUGCUCUAGCCUCUAGCGUCCGAUACCAUGACGCUCUGCUAUCAAUGUCCCAGUCAAUGGCAGACGUGCAGAGGAUUGCACUUGGUGAGAGGAACCAGGCAUCAGUGGAGGUGAAGUCCCCGGCAAGUGACAGGAUGAUCAGUGCAAGAGAUGUACCAUCCAUUCAAGCAAUCGAGUCGGCAGAUAUGACAAACUUUGGCAGCCCUUUCCCACCGAUGUCAGAUGCAACAACCAGCCUGCUUCAACAAGGCGAUGGACAAGAAGAAGAUUAUAACAUGGCCAGGAUUUCACGGAGGAGCUAUUAUCUCGACAUGGAAUUCGGCUCUUCCACCCCCUCCUGCAGUGACUAUACCCCACAAGACAGGUGGUACUAAAGGAGGGACAAUAGGAAAGAAUGAAGCAACGGAUCGUGCACGGCUGUUCCUGAUCUCUUGUGCGUUUCACGGCUGUUCUUGAUGCCGUGUUGGACUGAAUCACAGUUGUCAGACAGACGGACAUGCAUUCCAUGCAGGCAAAGUAGACAGCCAUCUGGCAUCACUCGUUGGAGUGACUAUACCCCACAAGACAGGUGGUACUAAAGCAGGGGCAAUAGGAAAGAAUGAAGCAACGGAUCAUGCACGGCUGUUCCUGGUCUCUUGUGCAUUCCAUGGCUGUUCUUGGUUUCGUUUUCGACAGAAUCGCAGUUGUCAGACAGACGUACAUGCAUUCUAUGCAGGCAAAGCAGACAGCCAGCUGGCAUCACUCGUAGCAGUGACUAUAUGCCACAAGACAGGUGGUGCUAAAAGAGGGAUAAUAGGAAAGAAGGAAGCAACAGAUCAUGCACGGCUGUUCCUGUUCUCUUGUGCAUUCCGUGGCUGUUCUUGGCGUCGUUUUCGACUGAAUCACAGUUGUCAGACAUACGUACAUGCAUUCUAUGCAGGCAAAGCAGACAGCCAGCUGGCGUCACUCGUUGCAAUGUAGCACGUGUACCGACUGCUAUAUACAAAAAGCGGACUGGACUCGUGACCGAAGCUGCUCAUGGACCUUGUCACAGAGCUAUCUGACAGCUAUUGCCACUGAGCGAA